AUGUUUAGAUUACUUUCUGUUAAUACCCAGCAGUCGCUUAGGCCUGCUAUUUUACUGAAGGUUAGAAGUAAUAAGCCUAAUAUAAGUCUCCCAUCGAGUAGCAUACAAGUGAAUCCACCAUCUCCAGCACAAUAUAACUUAACAUGUCAAUUUACAAGACAAAAUUCAAGUGCAUCGAGUCAGAAGACAAAGAAUUCUAAAGUUGAUUCUUUUGUUGCCAAGGCACAAAGAGAUCCAAUAUUACGUGAAGCACUUGAUAGUGAAGCCAAUUCAAAGUUGAACUAUUUUAAAGAACAACUUUCAUUGGCAUUUCAGUACAGAAGCGCUAGAGAUCGUGACAGUCAAAGAGCUUUUGUUGCUACUGUGGAUAAUCUUUUCAAGGCAUUCGAAGAUGAAAGCUUACGUGCAUCCUACUCUUCUAGAGAUUUGUACAGUUAUACCCAAAUUUUGAAUUUUUCAGUUUAUCAUAAUAGAACCAAUAGAUUGUCCAGCUCGAGAAAUAGAGACAGUGACCAGUAUCAGAACGAGAACUUGCAUGAUGAGGUAUUGAUUAAGUCUGCAGUCUUGAAUUUGAGUGAAACUAUUAUCAAUGGUGAAUUCAACAAGAUUUUGAAUGCAAACAUUUUACUGUAUUUAUUUUUCUCGAUGAAACAAUUCCAGUUAUACCCAGAGAUGCUUAAUUUGUGGGAAAACGGUGUGAACGAUGCUGAAACUGGGAAAUUAUAUUUGAACGAGAAAAUAUUAGCAGUUAUCUUGCCAAUUGCUUAUGAUCAAAAGAGAUUUUCAUACGAAGAAAUUUUACAUAUCUAUGAAUUAAAUACUAAAGAACUCUCCACGGUACAACAUGAGUUGUUAUGUUCGAUCGGAAAAAUUGCUAUUAGUUCUGGUGACUACUCUCGUGGGUUGGAUUCAUUGGAAGCUUUAUUGCAAUUAUACGAAUCAAAACAACAAAGCACACAACAUGUAUUAGCCUCGUUGGGUGAAUUACAUUUGAAUUUUAUUGGAUCAUGCAAAGAUAUAAAGAUUUCUAAACACUUUUUUGAUAAAGUUGUUCAAUAUGACUUGCCAUAUUACGUUUGUUUGAAGGUUCCUUAUAUCCAAUCUUUAUUACAGAAUUGUUUUGAACUUAAUGAAUCACUUGAUAAUAUUAUUUAUUUCUGGAAGUCUACUAUCGUCCAUUACAGUAAUGAAAAGAACUCGACUGGUUUAAAUUCACGUUAUUCUAUUUUGAAUAAUACUUUUUUUACGAUAUUUUUCAAGAUUUACCCAGCCUUAAAUGCCGAAUCUUUCAACAAAUUGAGAGAAGUUAUUGCUUUAUAUGCUGAUAUUAAGCCUGUCGAUGAGGUUUUCUUGAAUACAAUUAUCGGUAACUAUUCUUGGGGUGACAAGAAUGUUUUGGAACAGUUAAUCGAAAAUUAUUCGAUCUAUAAUGUCAAGCGUACACCUGUCUCUUUCCGUAUUUGUUUGAAAAAGACUGGUGAAUUACCCCAAUAUACUAAUGAAGAUAUUUUACAGAAAUGGAAUGACUCUUUGAAGCAUUUGGAUGAUAAUGGAUUUAACUAUAUUCCAAUUGCUGAUUGGGCUGCGUUACGUGAUGCCACAAUAUUAUCAGAUAACGGAUCAGAGAGAAAGGACUUUUAUUUGGCUGUUGCUAAUCAAUACAAGGAUUAUAUUCAAGAUCAAAGAUCUUGUAUAAGAUUUGUCAAAUAUUGGUUAAAAAAGAGAGAACAUUUGAAGUCUUUCUCCACGCUUACGUUUGGUUCUGACUCGGAUUUCUCGAAUGAAGUGGAUAUUGUUGUGCCCCAAUUUCGCCAUUUAAAACCUAACAUUAACUAUCAGAAGAUUUCAUCGAAAAUAAUUGGAAAAUAA
Messenger RNA from Debaryomyces fabryi, 1869 nucleotides. RefSeq lists its product as uncharacterized. The transcript has a single exon. NCBI's taxonomy places the organism in Eukaryota, Fungi, Ascomycota, Pichiomycetes, Serinales, Debaryomycetaceae. The record is from RefSeq and is a predicted model, not a curated record. The coding region runs from base 1 to 1869 and encodes 622 amino acids.